ACAGCGUUUGCAGCACUUAGCUACUAGCAAGUGUGCACUACACUGUCAAUUGGAACACAGUCCUCCUGGGUGGUCUCCAAGGAAACAGUUUGUGCUUCUCUCUACUGCUCCACCCAAAGUGGAACUACAACUCUUUGACCUGCUGUUUCACAUUUAAACAUUUAUGUUUAGACGUAAAACUUUUAUUUAUUUAUUUUAUUCGAGCUGCAUGGCUGAAAGUCUCUGCUGGUGGUUCGGUAAAUGUGCAUCAGAGAGCCGGAGCUGAGAAGUGGUCAAUUGCUAUCAGCUCUUCCUUUUAUCCCUAAACCUCGCACCAUGCCAAGUCAGAUCUCCCCAACUUCUCCUUCCUGGAGUACCUCAGUCCCCGCUCAGCCUUUCCACUUUCGUCUCCGUACCGAGCCGAUUGACUGGCGCCGUAUGGCAGCACUGGACGUGGACCGUGUGGAGAGAGAAACAGACAUAAACAUGCUGCAGGAGUUCAUCAGUGCUGUGACUUUCUGUACCGUGGAGGGCGAACGGUGUCCGCAGUGCCGCUGUCCAAUUGACACGACGCUGCUCAAAAUCCUGCACAUGUCACAGCUCAGCACAGAGUACCUACUGCACUGCCAGGACUAUCUGAGCUCACAGGUGGCAGCGCUGGAGGACCGGCUACAGGGGGCACUGUCUCAGGCACUGCGUGAGCAAGAGGAGCGAGGACAACUCGAGAAAGAACUGCAGGAAGUCAAGCUGGAGAGCCGGCGCAGGAAGAAGCUCAUCGCCACUCAACAGCUCCUUCUGCAGUCCAGUGCCAAUAAUUACCACAAGUGCCAGUUCUGCGAAAAGUGUUUCGUCAAUUACUCUUACUUGCAGUCUCAUGUUCAGCGCAGACACCCGGAAAUCACUGAUGCAGAGAGACAGAAGAAGAUGCAGGUGGAGGAGAUGAAGGAUGGGUUGGAGGAGCUGAAGGAGAAACUGAGACUGACUCAGAGUCAACUCGAAGCAGAGAGAGAGGCAGAUGCAUAUCGGAGACAGCAGGAGAUGGAGGAGCAGCGGAAAAGAGAGGCAUCAGAACGGGUGAUGAUUGAGAGAUGCAAAGAGGAGGAGAAGAAGACCUUUCAGGAUGAAAUUGAUGGCCUGAGACGGCUUCUUCACCAUGAGUUUGAGCAAAUCAAAACUAAGAGCAUCUCCAUAGAGGCCAAACUGCAUGAACUAGAAAACGGAGAGAGAAAAGUGUCUCAUCUAAGAAGUGAGGAUGACUUUGAAAAAGAACACUGGAGGAUCAGAGAGAGCGAGCUGAAGGAACAGAUGAUUCAAAAGAAAAAUGAAUGGAAGAAGAAAAUGAAUGAGCUGCAGAGCAGUCACCAUCAAGAGAAAGAGGAGCUGAAAAGUGAAAAUAUGAGACUGCAGAAGGCCUUGUCUGUGGAGGAAAGCACCAUUUCUAGCGUGCACUUGCUGAAGCAGCAGGUUCUCGCUCUCUCCUCUCAGCUCAAAGAAAGAGAAGCACUCAUCCACUCCCAAAAAAAGAAGAUAAACCAGCUGAUGUCCAGAUCACUGUCAGAACCACUUCCAAAAAAGGCUACUCAGAAUUCUCCGGAAGAAGACGAAGAUGAUGAAAAGGAAGAGAUUGAAGAAUUAGUGACAGGCCAAGUGGAGCCAGUGAGAGGAAUCUCAGUGCAGAGGAAGAAUUUCAGAUCCAUCGUGAAGAAAAGACUGCAGAAGAGACUGGAGAAGAUGGGACUAAGAAAGGGCACGAAGGGAAUCUCGACGCAGACCCUGAGGAGUCUACUCUAUGAGCGAGGACAGACAUUAAGGAGUCCGUCACAAUUGCAGGAUUUGAGAAACAUCCUUGAAGACCAGCUAAAGCAGAGAGUGCAAGAGGUGCAGAGGAGCCAGGGAAAAUCUACAUCUAACACACACAUGCUGCUGAGAAGUUAUCUCCGUAGUCCAGCCAUGGAACGGAGCCCUAGAUCCAAAAAGUUCGGCCCCAAUAACACCCCACAGAAACGUGAGAUUCCUCAGCCUCCAACAGCUGCACCACGCGCCAAAGCUCCUUCACUCACACCGAUCCUACCAGCACAGCAAAAGAAGAGCAGUACUCCACCCUUCAGCUCAGAAGAGGAGGAAGAUGACGAUGAUGACGAGUCAGGCGAGGACAGCGCCUACAUCACCAGUUCCCGGGAUAAACCGUCUGCCUCUGUCCACCUCACUCCAACAAGAAGACCGCAGAGAGCAGGGCAUGAGCUCAACUCGUCUGACAGUGAUGAUUCAGAUGACUCAGACACACAAAAACCACAACAUGCUUUUAGUACGCAUGGUGCAGUUGUUCAAACACUGACAAGGAGUUUAGAAAAGCAACUGAGCAGCAGCAGCAGCACACAUCCUGUAGGAGGAAUACGAGUGCUGCCUUCGACCUCUCAUCCUUCACCUCGACCCUCCAUUAUCAAACAACAGGCGGUAUCUGAGGAAGAGAGUGAUGUGGACUUGUCCUCUAUCGAGGAGCUCACUGCUCCAAACACGGCCGGGAACAGGAGCUCAGAUGUGGGCGUCACCUCAGGUACUAGCGUAUGGAGCUCAACUGCCAGCAGAGCAGGAGCAUGGUGAAGGGCUUCAAUACUCUUAAGUUACUUACGGUACCAGUCAAAAUUUAGACAAUUGCUCAUUCAUAAUACUGAGCGUGUCCAAACUUUUGACUAGUACUGUACAUGCAUAUGUUGGACUGUGUAUCUUAAUAUGGAAAUGUGACUUAAAUUAAAUUAUAUUUAAGUUACAUUCAAUGUAGUGGCCAUUUUAUGUCGCUUUAGUUUCUGUUACAAACAAUAAAAGAAUAU
Molecule: messenger RNA, 2807 nt
Organism: Neoarius graeffei (lesser salmon catfish)
Lineage: Eukaryota; Metazoa; Chordata; Actinopteri; Siluriformes; Ariidae
Gene: dzip1l
Product: DAZ interacting zinc finger protein 1-like
Exons: 16
Coding region: 241-2580 (779 amino acids)
Biological process (GO): cilium assembly
Cellular component (GO): cytoplasm; ciliary basal body
Source: RefSeq, a predicted model, not a curated record